This is a messenger RNA of Sabethes cyaneus, 4412 nucleotides long. RefSeq lists its product as uncharacterized. The transcript has 4 exons. The record is from RefSeq and is a predicted model, not a curated record. The coding region runs from base 805 to 1869 and encodes 354 amino acids. Lineage: Eukaryota; Metazoa; Arthropoda; Insecta; Diptera; Culicidae.
ACGAGAAAAGUUCGAUUUCACACAGGAAAAAAAGUUAUUUUCAAUCUUCUUGCAAGUUUAAUUAUUUGAAAAUUUACAGUGAUUAUCUCAAACUACAUUUCUGGCCCCAUGUGAUUCCCAAAAGUGUGAAGUUAAAACAGUGAUUCAGUGUUUUCGCUGCCGCAGUUCUCGAGAUAAAAGUGAAUCAGAUCCAAAAUUUUCAUCUUCAACAUUCCGGACGUAUUCGAGAGUGUUAUGUGUGUUGUAAGGCAGUAAGUUGUUUUUCAUGCUUGGAAAAUUGGCAGUUCGACUGCAGCAAAGUUCCGGCCAGAACACGCAGAAUGAUCCGGCUGCAGGAGGAUAGGCUCCGGAAACAGCAGUUAUUAGUCACUUUCGAUCGCGCUCGGUAUGGAAACGAUAUAGAGGUGCUCUAGUACGAUCGAAACGAAAAGUUGAAAAAAAAAUCGCAGGCGGCAACCAACAUUCCUCACCUGAACCGUUUCGAAGUGGUCAAUCAAAACAGACCGGACGGCUACAGCAAUUCCGGUUGACCAACGUGUGAAUCGUAGAUACUCUCCUCCUGUAAGGAACAGAUCGAAUAGUAAGCAGGAUUUGACCAUAUUUUAAAGAUUGCGUUAGGAUUACGGUAGUGUAGGACCAACACCGUACAGGAGAGCGGUUAUUUUUGUACAAAUCAAGCGGCGUAUCUUCUUAAAUCCGCCUCCCUAUAUAAUAGAAAUAUAAAAUCUAAGUCCGCAAAGUAUUCGCCAAAUUCGAAAUUAGAUAUAGGUUGAGCUGCCGGUGCAGCUGCAAAAACUAAUAGCCAUGAGAACAAAACACUUUUUGCUGGUUCUUUGUAUAGUGAUAGCGACCAGCUUACUGUUGAUAUUACUUGGCCCAGCAGGUCAGCAAAAUGACUCGAUUAAAAGUAUCGUUUCGCAGACGCAUGAGCAACUACGGAAUCUGAAGAACAAUCUUCGAGAAGCCAGCGACCAUCACCCGGAAAUUGAUCCCAAAUAUCUGGCCCAGCUUGGGUUUACCCAAUCGAUCUACAAUGGCACACGGGCCAAUUUUUCCGUUGUAACGUAUGCCCUCGCCGGUGAGGUGGCAUCCACUAUUCUCUAUGCACAAAACAUCGCUGCGAAAUUACCGAUGGAACAACUGCUUAUCUACGAUCUCGGCCUGUCAGAGGUGGAUUUGCACUCGUUACAAUCGUUUUGCAAUAGCUCUCGAUGUUCUGUGAUAGCCUACGACGUUAGCUCGCUGCCUUCGUAUGUUGGCGAUGAGAACAUGCAUGCUUUUCGGCCGGUCAUCAUUCACGAUGCCCUAACGCGGGCUCACACAAUUCUGUUCACUGAGAAUAACAUUCGUUUGAGGAUCUCGGACAGAGAACUUGCAGCUCUACGAUCAAAGACUGAAAACGGCAGCGGCAUCAUGGGGUGGACCACGCAACAGGCCGUGACCAGUCGGACCCAUCCGAAAAUGUUUGACUAUUUCGACACGGACGCAGAUAAUUUUCUGUUUCUGCCGAUGGUUUCACUGGAUCUCGUGUUCUUCGUCAGUACUCCAACCAUUAACGAUAAGGUUAUGCUGCCGUGGGUACGGUGCAUGCUGACGCCCGAAUGUUUACAUCCUAUAGGUGCACAGUCAGGCGGUUGCAAGUAUAACAAAAAACCUCAGUAUCGCUACUCGGGAUGUCACGCUUACGAUACUUCCGCUUUUAACAUCAUCCUUGGACUGACGUUCGGUUUCGACGAGAGCAAAUAUUCAACUCACGAAGACCCAGGGAGUCUAUACACGCUGGAAAGUCAGGAGCAGGCUACCAAGAUUCUCGAGAACCGACGGAAAAACAUCACCGACACAUCAGAUCAUCCCUACACGGACGAAUAAUGAGGUGAACUAUCACGUUCUAACCACCUAUCGCUAUCUCUUCUAGGCUCGUAUGCAUAUACUCACACGUUUACCCUCCAAAUUAGCCUCUAUUUGUAAUAGAACUACACAAAGGUCAGCACGCAGGGGAUACUGGAGUCGUUUAUCUUAGAGUAUACUUAAUGUACUUUUUACAAUGGAAGAAGGCCCCUUUGCCACCAUUUAUUUAUUUGCAACGUUUUGGAUAUUUAUGGCUCUAGACAGGUGCAUAGGGAACGACGCAAACGCAAACAAUGCAAUGCUCGAAAAGGUGAUAACCGAGCUCGUGCGAAAGAAAAAGAUUAAACUCAUACCUUGAACAAAUACGGCCCGGCAAUGCACUGCAAACACAGACAAAUCACACAGCCGCACAUACAUGGAUAACAAAAUUUACCUAUAGAUGGAACAAGCUCUAAAACAGCCGCCGAGGACGAGCCGCACAAGUAUCGUCUAAAUACGUCGUAAUCUUUGAAUAGCGCUAUAUCUUGAAGCAAACAAUUUGUUUUAUUUUUCUCCUGAAUAUUGUUGUAACAUGACUAAUUUUGUAACAGAACCCGGUGACUCAUUGUGCUGUUCUUGUAAUUAUAAUAUAUUCUUCGUGCGGACAUUCAGUCAGUUUCUGAAAUUUAAAUUUACAGCAAAAUAAUCCUGAAAUGGCCGACAUUUGUCUCAAAGAAUUGCAUCCUAAUGUUUGUUGAACUAAUGGUUUCGAUGCUUUUGCAGUCUUAUCAAAUAAGUUUAUCAUUUGGAAGCCUAUUUAAACACAUUAUUGGAUGCAUUCUUAUUCAAAGUCACCGUUGUGUUGCAUUCUCUUUUAUUAAAGUCACUGCACAUAAAGUAAACACUGCUGGACGGUUCUCAUUCAUAUUCCUAUAUUCCUGUUUUAUUGCUGAUUGCAAUUUAGCUCAGUUUAAUUUGAACGAGAUUUAACCAAACUGAGCCGCCCAAAGUGUUCAUAAAUUAAAAUACGAUUUCCACACUUCGGGGUCUCACCAAAGUGAAUCUCUGUUAGUGUUUGACAGAUUAAUUGUCUAUUAAGACGCGUUAUUCGGUCGUAAUUGCUGUACGUGAGUACAGUACUCAUCUUGGAUGAAUCUCAACGGGAAUCUGAAAUAGUGAAAUAUCCUAAACCAAAGUGAAACACUUUAUACAAUAGGAAAUAACAAAAUGCAAUCGAAAACUCAAACUUUAUAUGUUGUGUUACGUUGUCCUCUUGAAAUCAAAAAUUAGAACAAACUUUUGACCAUGCAAAAUCAUAUAGUAAAAAUGUAAUCAAACGGAAUGUUGCUUACUUAAUUGCCUAUCAAAAAACGUUCCAUGUGCAACCAAAGAGAUAAGCGCAAGUAAGUCGGGCCUAGUACCCCCUUUACCUCACAAGACCACUCGGAAAUCAUCUAACACUUGGAACCAUCUGAUCGACAACAGCGCACAUCCCAACGGGUACAUUGUGUGUCCCGGAGUCAUCUGCUUCUAUCUAGUUCUCUGCUGCAUAUUGCUUUCGCUUCAGCACCUUCAGACACCUGGUAGCUUUCGUGGUAUUGUAAUGCCUGCGCAACAUUCCUUCUUUUAAUUUACCAGCAAGAAUUGAGCUUCGGAACGGGGAGGAUUAGCGACUUACGGAAUGCAUGCUUUGCACGAACUUGCAGGUUGCAUAACCCAAGCUGGCAGAAGACCGCCGCAACCCGUCUUUUUACUUUAUGACUCACAUACUUACCGCAUGUCACUAACAUACAAAGGUAGACAAUUCAUCAAUCACUACAAAAGUAUAUCCAUCCAUCAAUACCGCAGUUCCUCUCUCCUGCGAAGAGCUAUCACGCUCUCUACCGGACACCAUUUACUUCGUUUUUGCAGGGUUUGUGAUAAGCUCUAUCCUCGCAGCUUCCUGCACAAGGUGCAUAUGCGCCUUUUCCACAACUCUACGGAUUGAUAUCGAUGUUGUCCGUCAACCCUAGUGGAAUUUAAGACGGCUUCGCCGUACACCUAAACUUUAACAGCACUUUUCAAUGCAAUGUUGAAUAGCAAAUUCGAUAGUCCGUCACCUUAUUUCGAUCCGUCUAUGACGCAAAUGAGUCCCACAUCUCACCCGCAGUUCUGACGCUUGGCUUUGAACCAUAAAGUGUAGCACGUAUUUGCUCAAUCAGUUAUGUUAGAAAACCAUGUUAACAAAUAUAAUCCGCCACAACUGAUUUCGCUUAACUGAAUCGUACGCCGCCUUAAAGUUUAUAAACAAAUAGGGAUCCUGCAAGUUGAAUUCUCGGAAUUUAUCGAAGAUCUGUCGCAAGGUAAACCUUUGAUCCGCAUGGAGCGCCCCACUCGAAAAUCGCACUGGUAUUUGUCAACAAAGAUUUUCUACAACGGCCACCUGUGAAACAAGACAAGAAAAUUUUGUAGUUAUACGCGCAGCCUGCUGUAGUUAUACGCGUAGCCCUUUUUCGCCCGAAGUAGGACUGUGCAUUUAGUAACAUGUGAGCGGAGUCGUAGUCGCUUUUAGAGCCCGUACAGAGUAAAAGCGACUGCAACGCAAA